ACAGCACGCACGCCCCGUCAACAAAGGCGCGCACACGUUGGAACCCAAAAAAGCCACCCUCUCCGCCGUCAACCGUGCCGUUCGCUGCCGGCUCAUGUAAUAAUAAGGGGAAAACGGGCGCCCUGUUACGUGCCAAGUAAAUCGGAAGGCUUGCCAAGCAGCCUUGGAAGACUGGGCCCGCCUACAAAUAGACACGCCCGACUCGUGACGUGCCUGGCAGGCUGGCCUCGGUUGUGCGGCUCCACAUGCGCCUGGGAUACCUACUUAUAG
Bipolaris victoriae FI3 is the source of this 270-nucleotide messenger RNA. RefSeq lists its product as hypothetical. NCBI's taxonomy places the organism in Eukaryota, Fungi, Ascomycota, Dothideomycetes, Pleosporales, Pleosporaceae. The transcript has a single exon. The annotation marks the transcript as partial. The record is from RefSeq and is a predicted model, not a curated record.